Durio zibethinus is the source of this 1286-nucleotide messenger RNA. The record is from RefSeq and is a predicted model, not a curated record. NCBI's taxonomy places the organism in Eukaryota, Viridiplantae, Streptophyta, Magnoliopsida, Malvales, Malvaceae.
CUUACUCCAAACACUCUCCUUUAAAUCAGCACCGUCCGUUUUUCCCAUCACAAUAGAUAAUGUUGCUCUUCAUUCUCCUCGCUCCUUUCCUGCUCCUCCUCCUCUACUUCGUCGUCCAGCCCAAACCAGUCAGCGUUCCGAUAAAAGACCGCCACGUGUUUAUUACAGGCGGAUCAAGUGGUAUUGGGUUGGCUCUGGCCCACAAGGCAGUCUCCGAAGGGGCCCGUGUCUCUCUCUUAGCUCGUUCGCUCAACAAGCUCGAGGAGGCCCAAAAAUCAAUCCGCCUGGCAUACGGCGUCGACGUCGCGAUUUUCGCCGCAGAUGUCCGCGAUUACGAAGCCGUGCAACGCGCAGUCGAGGAUGCUGGCUCAAUUGACGUGCUGGUGGUUAACCAAGGAAUUUUUGUGCCCCAAGCAUUGGAGAAGCAGGAAUUGGAUGAGGUGAAGUUCAUGAUAGACGUGAAUUUGAUGGGAAGUUUUAAUGUGAUCAAAGCCGCUUUGCCGUUUAUGAAGGAUAGGAAAGAUCGCCGACCCGCCUCUAUUGCUCUUAUGUCGUCGCAAUCUGGUCAAGUAGGUGUUUAUGGUUACUCGGCUUAUUCAGCUAGUAAGUUUGGCCUCCGAGGAUUAGCAGAAUCAUUGCAACAGGAGGUCAUUUCGGAUAACAUUCAUGUCACUGUCAUAUACCCUCCAGACACCGAAACUCCCGGUCUAGAGGAAGAAAAAAAGAUUAGACCAGAGCUCACCAACAUCUUAGCAGGCUCUGGUGCCGUACUGAAAGCUGAAGAAGUAGCCGGGAAAACUUUGGAUGGUAUCAAGUCUGGAACUUUUAGCGUCACCUUCAACAUUGAAGGGUACCUAUUAGCCUUCGCUACUGCCGGAGCGUCCCCCCAGAGAUCUUUCUUGAUGGCAUUCCUUGAGGUGGUUCUUGCUGGUAUAUCACGUCUUGCAGCCUUGUUUUUCCUAUGGAGCUUCUACAGGACCAUUAAAAAGUGGCAUGUAAAACCAAAUUAAGAAAUAAGGGGCUAGAGUUCCUUCUUUGUUGCUUGAUAUGGAUCAGCAUUCCUUAUUCUGCCUGCUUUCCGUUGCGCACGGAUGUUGACUUGAAAUGAAUGGUUUGAUAGCUUUAGAAUAAUGAGUUUGUUACCCAUGUUGAAAUGUAGCACAAAUUCUGAAAAUGGUAAAACUAAGAGCUCCAUCCCUUUAUGUAAGAGCCUGCAUAAGAAAAUUGGAGUUUGUACAAAUGUGAUCAUAAUUAAAAAAAAAAAAAAUCUUCUUUAUUUCCUUUAA